AAUAAAGUGGCUCUGUGGUUUUAUGGGUCGGUGUCAGUCUAACCACUUUAUUGUGGGUGAACGCCGACAGAUAGAAUUCUACCAAACAUCUGCAUGUGUCGGCGGUGCAGAUGUUUGCCGUGGUCCCGGUCCGUGUCACCGGGAGGCCGAGCCGAGCCGAGCCGAGCCCCGCCCCGUUCUGCUCUCUGACACAUGAUCGGGACCGGGUGCGCAGAGCGGGCCGGGCCAGCAGCAGCCGACGUGCCUCACGCGCCCUUUACGCACGGCGGACGAGCGGAGGCAGGACCGGUCCGGAUGAAGCUCACGGCGGCUGGCGAGGGCUCCCUCUCCGGGUUCAUGGAGCGGCCGGCCGCGGUACCGCUGUAAAAUGCGCUGGAUCGGACCGGGCGUGCUGGUGCUAGCUGAGCUCAGCCUCUCCCAUUUCUGCUCUAGUACUUUUUUCUUGCAGCGCUAUUAUUUCCAGGUCACCAUCGCAGUUUCCUGUGCGGCUUGUUUGUACUAAAAAUGGCCGGAGAUGGCGGCGCUCUGAAGGAUAUCAAUGAGAUUAAAUCCCAGUUCCGGACCAGAGAGGGCUUCUACAAACUGCUCACCCUCUCGGACUCGCAACAGCGGGGCGGGCUGCCGCGGGGUCCGUCCGCCGGAGCCACGCUGGGCCCCGGGUCCGGAGCCGGUCCGAUACCCGGUGGAGGUGUCGGGCUGCUGCAGGGGCCCGGGGCCGCCGCCGCUGCAGCCGCCGCCGCCGCCGCCUCCUCCUCCUCUGGUGCCGCAGCCAACUCGUCUCCGGGCGGCUUCCUGCCGCCGGUCCGGGUCUCCAUGGUGAAGCUGCAGCCCGAGGACCCGAGCGAGGAGUCGGAGCGGGUGUGCUUCAACAUCGGCAGGGAGCUGUACUUCUACACGUACACCAACAUCAAGAAGGCUGUAGAUCUCAGUAAACCCAUAGACAAGAGGAUCUACAAAGGAACUCAGCCAACGUGUCACGACUUCAACCAGUACUCGGCCACGGCAGAGAGCGUGGCUCUCAUCGUGGGCUUCUCGGCCGGACAGGUCCAGUACCUCGACCCCAUCAAGAAGGAGACCAGUAAACUCUUCAAUGAGGAGAGGCUGAUAGACAAAUCCAAGGUGACGUGUCUAAAAUGGCUCCCGAAGUCAGAGAACCUGUUCCUGGCCUCGCACGCCAGCGGCCACCUCUACCUCUACAACGUGGAGCACCCGUGCGGCACCGCGGCCCCGCAGUACUCGCUGCUGCGGCAGGGCGAAGGCUUCGCCGUCUACGCCUGCAAAACCAAGACGCCGCGCAACCCGCUGCUGCGGUGGGCGGUGGGCGAGGGGGGGCUCAACGAGUUCGCCUUCUCCCCGGACGGCGUGCACGUGGCGUGCGUGGGGCAGGACGGCUGCCUGCGCGUCUUCCACUUCGACUCCAUGGAGCUGCAGGGGGUGAUGAAGAGCUACUUUGGCGGGCUGCUGUGCGUGUCCUGGAGCCCCGACGGUAAAUACCUGGCCACGGGCGGAGAGGACGACCUGGUGACCGUGUGGUCAUUCGCAGAAAGCCGCGUGGUAGCGAGAGGCCACGGACACAAGUCCUGGGUGAACGUGGUGGCGUUUGACCCUUUCACGACCUCCCUGGAGGACGAGGAGCCCAUGGAGCUGAGUGGCAGCGAGGAGGACCUCCACCAGGGGGCGCCAAACAACUCCAUGCACUUCGGCCGGGUCCGAACCAGCAGCACCUUGUCGCGUCUCUCUCGGCACAGCUCCAAAGGCGGAUCGCCGUCGGUCACGUACCGCUUCGGCUCGGUGGGGCAGGACACCCAGUUCUGUUUGUGGGACCUGACGGAUGAUGUCUUGUACCCACGUCUGCCGCUGUCCCGCGCCUUCACUAACACUUUCGGACCGUCGCUGUCCACCUCGGGCAGCGGUGGGGUCAACAGCACCUCAGGUGGGGGAGGGAACGGCAGCGUCGAGGGCCACCAUCACCCACCGAACACAAACACCGGCACCUCCAACCCGCCAACGCUGCCUUUGCCACUCCCGCGCUCCCUUUCACGCUCCAACUCCCUGCCCCACCCCGCCGUGGCCAACGCCUCCAAGGGCCCAGGGGCCUCGGAAGGCGGUGGGGGGAGCGGGGGCGGGGGGGGAAGCAGCGUCGGGGGCAACAGCACCCCCUUCAGCAUCGGCCGCUUCGCCACGCUGUCGCUCCAGGAGCGCAAGUCGGACAAGUCAGGCGGCGGCGGCGGCGGCGGCGUGGAGAAGGAGCACAAGCGCUACCACAGCCUGGGCAACAUCAGCAAAAGCAACGACAAGAUCAACGUGGCGCCGAGAAGCAACCGGCUGGACGGCGCCAAGGUUCUGGGGACCACGCUGUGCCCGCGCAUGCACGAGGUGCCGCUGCUGGAGCCGCUCGUGUGCAAGAAGAUCGCACACGAGCGGCUGACGGUGCUGGUGUUCAUGGACGACUGCAUCAUCACGGCCUGCCAGGAGGGUCUGAUCUGCACCUGGGCCCGGCCCGGCAAGGCGAACUUGACAGCACAGAACGGGAAUUCUCCGAGCGGCACCGUGGUAUAGCUGGAGGAGCCGCUUUGCACCCGCCCCCUGUUCUUCCUCGUCUUCUCUGGGUCUUGAUACCUUUUCCAUCCACUCUAGUGUCAAAUACGGGGCCAAAAACCAGAAACUGCUCCAACGUGCGGUACAAACCCAGCUGGUUUGAUUCCCUUCAAUCACAGAGGCCACAGUUUAGGAAACUCUUCCUGAGUAACACGAAGAAUUCAAAGGAGUUACGUUAUUGGUCCUUUCAUUUACAAGUACUUGAAAAGAGCAAAGAUCCUUCAAACAGCAGCUGUGCAGUUCCCUCGUCCCACAGUUUCUGGUCGUUCGCUUUCAGUAACUAAACUGAACACGUGCAAUAAAGUGGAGAAUAGUUUCUCACAGAUUUAGGUCAAGUAUUGUUAGUUUUAGAAGUUGUAGGUUUUCUUCAAUAGAGAAAGUUCCUUCCUCUGAUAAAACCAGUGGAACCAGUAACAUUAUGCAGGUGACAGUAUUGGCUUCGUUCUUUUUCUGGAGAUUCUGGUGCUUUAAUGUUCUUCAGGAAGAGUUUCUGCUUCGGCCUCGUGUUGUUCCCACUUCGUGUGUCGUCACCUUGUGCAGCGAGGAGCCAACGGCAGCCCGUCGCCAUCCCAGCUGUUCUGUCCCUUCAUGCAACAGACACUGCAAAAGCCACGGCCGCUGUAUUUAAGUUAUUUAUUUUAUCACAAGACUGUGUAGUAAUUUAUACUGUAAAUACUGAAAGUACUCUAUAAAGACGAAAAGGACACGUGUAUGGAAAUAAUGACUUCACGGUGAGAACUGAAGAGAAACGGGAAGAUGAAGAGUAUUAAUAUAUGAAGAUGCUUCUAUUGUACAUAGUAACAGGUAAAAGUUGAAUGUCUGCCGUUUUAGAGAACAUGAAGAUGUCAGUGUG
Betta splendens (Siamese fighting fish) is the source of this 3451-nucleotide messenger RNA. RefSeq names its product WD repeat-containing protein 20. The record is from RefSeq and is a predicted model, not a curated record. NCBI's taxonomy places the organism in Eukaryota, Metazoa, Chordata, Actinopteri, Anabantiformes, Osphronemidae. Gene Ontology annotation, molecular function: protein binding. The transcript is spliced from 4 exons. The coding region runs from base 505 to 2559 and encodes 684 amino acids.